Molecule: messenger RNA, 4163 nt
Organism: Prunus mume (Japanese apricot)
Lineage: Eukaryota; Viridiplantae; Streptophyta; Magnoliopsida; Rosales; Rosaceae
Source: RefSeq, a predicted model, not a curated record
UGCCCGACCCAUGAGAGUAGAGUGAGCAUAGUGUUAUUAUUGGUAUUCUCGCAACCCAGAAAAAUCACAAUUCUCCCAUAUUUUCUUACCAUCCAAACACCUUCUCCUUUCCUCUAUCUCCCUCUCUUUAGGGUUUAUUUGCAUCCCUCAAAAUCCCACACUUUCUGGCACUUUCCUGGAAACUCUCGUACUUUCAUAUCCCCAUCACGAGACGAUAGAAAGGUAUGCCUCUUCAUUGGGACCCCCCAACUCUGUUUCUUUAGAGCUUCGGAGGAUUUCGAUUAUAGGCGGUUCGAAGAUCUCUGUGAUGAACAACGAUUUCGAAUUGGACGGAAAAUCAGGUGCCACUGUAGAGGUUGAGGAAGCUAGAGCUAGGGUUUCCGAAGGCGGUGCCGGUAGCUCAAAAGAUGAAGCUAGGGUUUCAACAAUGGAGUUCGAUUCAGGAGCUCCGGAGAGCGAGGCUGGUGAUUCCCGGGUUUCCAGAGGCGGAAGAUCUGAGGAGGAUAGGGCUAGGGUUAGGGUUAGUCCGGAGAGUGACGUUCGGAAUGUAGAUAAAGUGAUGGAAUCAAAGGGCUCUGGAAUUCAGGUGGAAAAAGCGAGUGUCUUUGUAUUCCAUGAUGAUCAGGACGACGUAUUUGAUAUUGGAAGGAUCGAAAUCGACGAGGAUUAUGAAAAAUUUGAGAAUGAAAAUGAUGAAGAUGACCGUGCAGAUGUGGAGAAGGGUAAGUCUUAUGAGCACCGGUCUUUGUUAUCUGAGUUUGAUGAGUUUGUGGCUAAUGAGAAGAGUGGAGUAGCUCUUGGAACGUCGAGGGCACUUAGCUAUGGGUUCGAAGUGGGUGAUUUGGUGUGGGGAAAGGUAAAAUCGCAUCCGUGGUGGCCGGGACACAUAUUUAACGAGGCAUUUGCAUCGUCUCAGGUGCGCCGGACACGAAGGGAAGGUCAUGUGUUGGUGGCUUUCUUUGGUGAUAGUAGCUAUGGGUGGUUCGACCCAGCUGAGCUUAUCCCAUUUGAUCCCCAUUUUGCUGAAAAAUCUCUGCAGACGAAUCACAGGACCUUUGUGAAGGCUGUGGAAGAGGCUGUUGAUGAGGCGAAUCGUAGAUGUGGAGUUGGUUUGGCUUGUAAAUGUAGGAACCCCUAUAAUUUCCGGGCCACAAGUGUGCAAGGGUACUUUGUUGUUGAUGUGCCGGAUUAUGAGCCGGGAGCAGUUUAUUCUGAGAAUCAGAUUAAGAAGGUGAGGGAUAGUUUUAAGCCGAGUGAGAUCUUGUCUUUCUUAAAGCAGUUGGCCGUGUUACCACACGGUGAUGAUCAGAAGAGCCUUAACUUUAAUAAGAAUAAGGCUACUGCAUUUGCGUUUCGUAAGGCUGUGUUUGAAGAGUAUGAUGAGACCUAUGUUGCCCCGGUGGACCCACCUCGAGCUCCCUUGAGUGGUCCAUUGGUGAUUGCUGAAGUUCUGGGUGGGCGGAAGAAUGCCACGAAACCCAUGAAAGUCAAGGAUCAUUCAAAGAAAGACAAAUACGUUUUCAAACGGAGAGAUGAACCCAGUAACUUGAAAACCCAUCUAACUAGCCAGGGCCAAGCUAGUUCCUCGGCCCCAUCUGCUGGCUUGGAGGGAUCAAUACCAUUAGUAGAUGGGGAUUAUACGGUACAGAAGAGGGCUCCAGCUGUCUCUACAAAGACUCGGGUUACAGCAAAACAUGAACAGACUGAUUUUAUAAGCAGCAGUUCUACAGUUUCAAGUACGGAUGUAUAUGGGAAAGAAGCUGUAAUCAUAGAUCAGGCGACAGCAAACAGCUCUCUCACCACCCAAGAUGUUACUAAUGAUGCAAAGCCAUCUCUUGACAAGGAAAGAGGGGCUCUGCAGGAAGUAAAAGAGGGAGGUACAAGCACAGAAUGUCUUGAUUUAUUUGGGGAAGAGACCAAGCAACGUACAAAAGAUGGUACAUCACAACCUUUAAAGCAGGAAGGUGAGGGUUUGGUUGAGUUUAAAUGUGAAGAGAGUGCAAAAUUGUCUGGAUCACAUGAAAAUUUUCAACAACCUUCAAGUUCUUUGAAGAAAGUGGAAGGAGGUUAUGAAUUGAAUCAAGUUCGCGAUGGUCGUGGUGUUGGAGAUCCUUCCUCAGUUGAGGCAAAGAGUUCAGGUGGGAUGAAGGCUAUCGGUGGAGUGAAAAAAGCAAAGGUUCUUAAACGGCGUGCAGAGGACUUGCGCACUGAGGACUCUAUGAUGGGGGAUAACAGGAAAAAGAAAAAGAAGAAACAUUUAGGUUCUGAAGCAAGCUUCAGAAACCCACAGAAGCCUUUGACUUCUGGAAAGGUACAUUCCUCGGGAAGUAAAGUUGCAGGAAAUUCCAAGGAUGUAGGUUUGGCUCCAAGAGAUGACGUCCAUGUAGAACAUCAUAAGAAAGAUGUUGUUGCCAGUAAUAACUCGUCUGAAGCUGUUGGAAAAUUUCCAAUUGUUGGCUUGGGAGAUGUGGAGCUUGAACUACCACAACUGGUAAGUGAUUUGCAAGCCCUUGCCCUUGAUCCUUUUCAUGGUUUUGAAACAAACAGCCCUGCAAUUGUUCGGCAGUUCUUUCUGCACUUCCGGUCCCUUGUCUACCAGAAAAGCUUGGUUCUGUCACCACCCUCCGAGACUGAACCUGUUGAAGUUCGCUCCUCUAAAUCUCCAUCUGGUGUCAAAGCCUCUGACAUAUCGCCUACUGAGCAUGUCAGAGAUUUGCCAUUCUCAAAGGCAGCAAAACCCAUGUUCAGAUCCGACGACCCUACCAUAGCUGGGCGGAAGCGUGCCCCAUCUGACCGUCAAGGAGAUAUCGCAGCUAAGAGGUCCAAGAAAAUUAGUGAUCUGAAAACGUUGGCUGCAGAGAAGAAGGCCAGUCAGAGAGCUUUAGAAUCCAAGCGUGUGGAGGCCAAAGAAUCAGCGGUACCGCUUCUGCGAAGGUCAAUCAAGCCAGGUUUUGCGAAGAAAACAGAGCCUGCAUCAAAGGCAGUUGAGCCCACAAUGCUGGUGAUGAAGUUCCCUCCCAAAAUAUCUCUCCCAUCACCUGCAGAACUGAAGGCAAAGUUUGCACGAUUUGGGCCUAUGGAUCAGUCCGGUCUCCGUGUCUUUUGGAAGUCCGCAACAUGCCGGGUUGUCUUUCUGCACAAAUCUGAUGCACAAGCAGCAUUGAAGUUUGCUACCGCAAACAGCUCACUUUUUGGCAACUUUAGUGUGAGGUGCCAAAUUCGAGAAGUGGGUGGUCCUGAAGUUCCAGAUACCGGCAAGGGCGACAAUCCCUGUGAGAUCCCGCGGGUUAAGGACUCAUCAGCGGGGCAGUCACCGGCAAUGGCAUCGGCACUCAGACAGCAGCAGCAGGCUCUUCUUCCACAGAGUGCAGUCCAGCUGAAGUCGAUUCUGAAGAAGUCGUCGGGCGAGGAGCCGGGAGGGCAGGUAACUACCGGUGGCAAUGGAAAUAGUAAAGGAACUGCACGUGUAAAAUUCAUGUUAGGUGGGGAAGAAAGUAGUAGAAGUACUGAUCAAUUCAUGAUGGCUGGUAAUAGAAAUAACUUCAACAACAACAACAGUGCUAGUUUUGCUGAUGGUGGUGCUGCUGCACAUUCUUCGUCUACUACUUCUAUUGCUAUGGAUUUUAAUACUAGGAACUUUCAAAAGGUCAAUGCUCCUCCAACUUUUUCAUCAUCGCCUCCUAUACUUCCUCUUCCCCUUGCUCCUCCUCAAUAUGCAAAGCCCCCGCAUAAUAAAUUUCCACCUCACCAUUCUGAAAUGGCACCACCCAGAAAUAGUCAACAUCUAAACACACCCGCUGCAUUUCCAAGUGCACCCAGCGUCGAUAUUUCACACCAGAUGCUAAGCCUGUUGACUAGGUGCAACGAUGUCGUAGCCAACGUCAAGGGCUUGCUUGGCUAUGUGCCGUACCAUCCUCUUUGAUGGUGAAACAUGGGCAAAAUUAUAUGCCAUAAAGCAAGCCAAGCCAAGGCAAAGACGGACAAGACAAGUACAUGGAAUCCACCACAUGAAUUGAAAUGCGGCAUUUUGGGCUUACAAGAGAGAGAGAGAGAGAGAGCUUCUCAAAUGUAGUAGUUUGUUUACAAGUUGGGUACUCCGAUUGUACUGAGAUGAUGAUAUUGAUGAUAGUGCCAUCUUUUUCUUUUUCUCUUUUUGGGUUGAA